Varroa destructor (honeybee mite) is the source of this 7336-nucleotide messenger RNA. RefSeq names its product extended synaptotagmin-like protein 2 (gene Esyt2). NCBI's taxonomy places the organism in Eukaryota, Metazoa, Arthropoda, Arachnida, Mesostigmata, Varroidae. The record is from RefSeq and is a predicted model, not a curated record. Gene Ontology annotation, molecular function: phosphatidylethanolamine binding; calcium ion binding; calcium-dependent phospholipid binding. Gene Ontology annotation, cellular component: endoplasmic reticulum membrane.
CCGUCUUCAUGGUACAAUCACCGAACAAACAUGUAGCAACCUUGGCAACCGCAGCUAUGGCGGAGGCAAGAAAGUGGUCAAGAUACGCACGCGGGAAGACUAUUUAUGCGGCCUAUCAAUAAGCGAACUAAAGGCAAAGUCAGUGUAUUGAAUCUAACAAUAAUACCUAACUUGUCUAUCAGAAUAACUAGGCAAUACUUCCGAUUCUGCUGUGAUUCAACUAUGGGCGGACUAUUAGAGCCCAAUAUUGCUGAGCGUGGUAGUUGGUGUUCAUAUGCGCGAAAGCUGCGCCAAUUGAAUUGGUUUCUGCCGACGAAAAAGGAAAAGUAGACGCGCCAUUUUAGUAGCAACGACAGCGUCAACAUCAAUAAUAGCGCCAUAUUGUCGAACAGUUGAGUUGCAUAGUAACAUAGCCACAGCCCCCCUCAACCGUAGUAACGGUUUUGGGUUCUGAAAUCAACAAGACCAAAAACGGCCAGGCACAGAACGCUGUUUCGCACUGCGUUCAGGGUAUUAGAUGAUACAAGCACGUUGCGUGACAGUACUACGAUCGGCGAAGUCGCCCUCGCGAGAGGAACGGCGUCGGCGGAAUGGAGAGAGGUGGCCAUCGCCAGAAAGAUUCAGCCGAAUGGGGAAACAAUCAGUGGUUCCGCUGGAACAAUAAUGGCAGCAGGAGGGAUAGCAUCGAUAUUGCUGUUAUAGAUGCUGUUAUUAAUGCUACAGAAACGGUGGCUGCUGGUGCACCGGUGUCAAUGUUUCAAGCUUCGCGUCUGGAGAAGUAUAGUUGUAAAUGAUUGGCUUCUUCUAGUGCGAGACGAAAAUUGUGUGUCGCGUGAAAAAUACGCCGCUUUGCCCCUACACCUCUGUUAGAUUUAAGUGAAACCAGUUUGCGUCGACGCUAACAUAACGCAAACUGCUAGUACUAUUCUACUAUACCGGUGAUGCACGUAUCACCGUGGCUGGAUCGCAAUGGUGCGAGUCAGUGGCCUGCCUGACAGAAGAGCGAUACGCACCGUUGGCUGGCUGUCUCUACGACCUGGCUAUGUCGCUAUCGUACCAUAAAAAAACCAAAGCAAAAAGGGAGACAUAGAGCAACGACGACGACAACUAGCGUUUGGGCUGCUGCCACGACCGCUGUGAAGUGCCUCUCUUACUGAACGUUCCCGACGUUGUUAGCGAAGUUGCAUAGAUUCGCCGGCGUCAGAUCCUCUGGCGUCGUCAGACUGUGCGGACGUUCGUAUAUUCAUUUGUCAGGCGGGUCAAUUUAGCGGCCACAACAGUGUAGUUUGACAUAUGAGAGCUAUUAGAAAUGGAAAAGCGAGGAACUCAAGGAGUCUUAGAGUGGAGCAGAUAGAUCUGCAGAAGCUUGUUAAUAGUGGCUUUGAUAGAGGCUGUAGCCGGCGGUAGAAAACUUUUCACAAGCGAGAAAUGGAUAUAAAUGAUUACGCCAGAAACAUUGGCGGGGGAGACGUCAUCAAAACGAUCGGAAUUCAUAAAUUACAUAGGUUGGGCUUGACAACUCAGCGGACGGCAUCACUAUACUGAACUAGUAAAGAACGCCCGGGCAAGAGAACUUUGAGCUAUGUUAUGGUGCUUGUUACGCGUUUAUAGUGCACACGAACAAUCCUAACUGUGUGUUUGUGAACGGGAUAAACAUAGCCUAGCCCAGCGGUCUGUGGCAAGUUCCUCACUGAUAUUGACUGACUCUGUUUAUAGAGGGCCGGUGCCAGCAAAACGCGACGUAGAUCCGAGUUUCGAGAUCUAACGACGUACGGCGAUACGUUCGUGGUAUAUAGGAUCGGUGUCGGAUAAGUAGCGUUCAGCCGCUGGCGAGAAAUGAAGCCUCUGUUACUUAAAGAGCUGUGGAAGAUGUAUCGUUAGCAGAACGCGCUACAACGACAGUACAAUGGCCAAAGAACAAAACGCUACGGAAAACGUUAGUGGAACAGGUUGUAGAACGGGUGAUUACUGCUACUGGAAUAGUUUCAGGCGAUAGAGUGCUGAGGUUCAAACAGUUCAUAUCUAUGUGCUGGUUUGCUAUCCACGAAAUGCUAUAAAGAAUUUAUGUGUAUGAAAAACGCCAGUAUAUCUGACAAUUUCACUAAUGUCUGACAGUUAACAAAAGUUAUACGGAGUGAGCAGAGAGACGACAACAACACGACAUAAAUCGCGUGGACACCUCAGAGCUGAUCAAGUCGCUAGGUAAAGCUACCAAGCUUAAUUAGAUCAGCGUUGGCUAUUUGACGUCCUAGCGCGGACAAGCGAAAGGCCUUGUAUGGAGAUGAUUAGAUGAUUCAAGUUUUGGAUGCGCACUGUGAAAUCACACGCAAUGGACAGUUCAAUUCUAGGCUAGAAAAGUUAAUCGGCAGUAAUGAGGAGUUUGUGCUUAGUUAUAAGUUACGUCCUACACAUUAUUAGAUAAAGCUUCUGGUCAUGAAUUUUACAUUUGUACCGUAACCCACAAGGGCGUGUUUCUGCGACCGAAUGUCUGCUUGCGCUUGAACGCCUUGCGCGAAACGCAAGCCAGCCCAGUUCGUUUAUCGGCCGUCCCUUAGGUCUUUGACGUGGGCAAAAACAAAGAUAAAAAGCAAACUAGACCCUCACUCCAAGUUUCCUUUUCCCCUAUCGGCCUGAAUGAACAUACAAAAUAUCGCCCAUGCACUGGGACCUCUGUCCUCCCCUUCAGCUAUUGUCACAGAGUAAAUUUCAAGCGACGGUUACAACCUAAGUACGUCUUGUCAACGAAUGGAAGUUCCGAACGCAAGUUCACUGAUAGCAGCCCCAACAGAUAAUGUACCGAAGUUGGGCCAUCAUCAUCAUCAACCACCCAUUACACAUGUUGACAGCGAAUAGUGUUAGUCAGAAAUAUAAAAACGGUUCGAUAUAACGGUGUUUGUCCAUAGACGAUGUGUGAGUGUUAUAUGAAAAUACGGAUACAUUAAGCCAGAGAAAAAGGAGUGAAAUAGAAAAACAACUUUAAUCUCUACAAGCCCUUAAUCUGCAAGCGAAAAGUGUUCGUAUUCUAUAGAGAAUUAGCGAAAAAAAUUUGUCACAUUGCGACGCUUAUACCGUAGUUGGCCAAUAGACAUCUUGCUGUUGAUAUACGCAAUACGUGUGUAUUGCUUCUAGCGGAUGGUCGUUGUUUGUCGAGCUUUAUCUGUUCCCCUUUGAGUACGUUGAAUACGUUUGGGCUUGAUAGAACAUACGUGAACGGUACUGCAGCUUGCUCAAGACGCAUGUGGACCCAGCAUGUAAAAACGUGCCUUUUAUAGGGGAUGCAAAUAACAAAAAAAAGCCACGGCGAGCGUCACGAUGAUGGAUGUGCUUAUUGUGUAAUGAGAGUACGCAAUGACAUAACCGAUACUUUGGCGAGCAAACAGCUCGCGUUAUACGUGUUCCGACUAAACCCAAUGAGCUUGAUUACGUUGCUGCAAUGACAAAAUGGCUUAAUUAAAAAAACCGGACCAUUUGGUUUCUAGAGGAUUCGUCUCAGCAGUCGCGUAUAGUUCUUAAUUGUAGUGGACGUACUACAAAGGGAUUUAGGCUUUGACCUCUUAACUAAAAGUACUAUUCGACACUUGAAGUGAUAGCAGCACGCAUUUACUAAGCUGUUGCAGCAGGUGAUCAUCUUGUUACGUUAGCGGACAAGUGGAAAAGUGCUCAUUAUAAAACGCUACAAUGACCCAAAGUAGCUCCACAACCGGGCUGGCAGGAGGUUCACCAAAUUACCGAGAGCAUCAUCUUGUCGAUCCUGGAUCUAAUGGACUCUCUCUCGACACAUUUAAAGCGAUGGCGAAGGCUUUCGUGGUUGGGUUUCUUGCCUAUCUUAUAGGUUAUUUCAAUUUGUCUCUUUCUUGGCUGGUGCUGGGAUCCGUAGCAUACGCUGUGCGCUACCACCUGCGACAGCAGAUGAAAGCCAAGGCCUCGCUGCGAAAACUUGUACUCGAUAAAAAAAAUAUUUCGAUGCUGCUCGAGGACCUUCCAAGCUGGGUAUACUUUCCAGACACAGAGCGGUGCGAAUGGCUUAACAAGAUGUUGGGCCAGCUAUGGCCGUUCAUUGGACAAUACGUUCAGGAAAUGCUCGUCGAGGUAGUCGAACCUUCUUUACGAGCUUCUUUACCCAGCUAUCUUCAAAGCUUCAAAUUCGAGACGAUCGACCUUGGUGAUAUUUCACCGCGUGUAGGUGGAAUAAAAGUUUACAGGGAAAACAUUGGCCGCAACGAGAUCAUCAUGGACAUGGAUCUCAUUUAUAGUGGCGACUGCAGCUUCGUGAUCAAGAUCAAAGGCUUUAAGGCCGGCAUACGCGACGUCCAACUUCGUGGACUUUUGCGCGUUGAGCUGCGACCGCUCACAAAACAGAUUCCACUUGUGGGAGGAGUAACUGCUUGUUUUCUUCGGCCACCGUUGGUGGACUUCACGUUGACGAACGUCGGAGAAAUUAUGGAGAUUCCUGGUGUCAACGACCUGCUCAAGAAAGCCGUUACCGACCAAAUCUCUCAAGUGCUAGUUCUACCGAAUAAGUACACAUAUCGGGUGAUCGAAAGUGUUUCUGCUCAUACGCUCAAGUAUUCUUUACCGUCUGGCGUCCUUAGAAUUCAGGUUAUCGAGGCCGCUAAACUUGUAAAAGCUGACAUCGGCAUGCUGGGGAUGGGGAAAAGCGAUCCGUAUGUAGUGUUGACAGUUGGAAAGACGGAAUUCCGAACGCAGGUUAUUCCCUCAACGAUUACGCCCCGGUGGGAUUUUUCGUGCGAGGCAGUUGUUCAUCAGUUACCUGGAUCUGUACUCGACAUUGAAGUAUACGAUGAAGAUCAGUCGUCAAAGGACGAUUUUCUUGGAAGGACUGCCCUCAGCAUACCUGAUCUUGCCGAAAAAUGUACAGCAGACAUGUGGCUCAAGCUAGAGGCUGUAAAAAGUGGACAAAUCCAUAUUAGGACCGAGUGGGUCACACUCAGCGCCAAUCCUGCUGAUCUCGAACGGGAAUUGGAAUACAAACGUUCGCUGACGUCGAACCACCAACAUUCGCUCGGCCUAAUCGCCGUCUUUCUGGACUGCGCCUCCGCACUCCCGCGGGUUACUCAGUUUCAAUCCGACCCGGAUACGCCCGUGACGACAAGCGACGAUGAACGGCAAUUACGCGGAGAAGGUUGUGGACUUGAAAAUAACGAUGGGCUUAUUUGGCAUAUGUUCGCGCCGUUCAAGAAUUUGGCGAUAGAUUUUAAACGUGCCCUCCAGGACCACGUCUCGCCAGUUAGUAAGGUGGGCUCGAAGGCAGCGGAGCCGUCGUGUCAGGUAGUGCUGAGCGUUGACAAAGAGGAACGUCGGAGCACGAUCGUGGCCAAUUCGAUCAAUCCUGUCUGGGAAGAGACGUUCUCAUUUCUGUGUGCCAACCCCGAUAUCGGCGAGGUGAAUGCGCGAGUCCUUGACACUAAAAGUGGUCAAUGUGUUGGUAGUGCCUCGGUCAGCACAGCCAGACUCUUAAAGGAGGGCGACAUGCGUCUCGAUGAACCGCUUGCCCUCAAAGGAACCAACAACGCCAAGCUUAUGCUUACACUCCAGCUUCGCAUUCUUCAAAGCAGUGGCAAUUUGGUAGGCGGUGGCAAUCGCUCGACCACACCCGGUUAUUCGCGUAGUUCGUCGGGGCAACACGGCGAUUAUCCGCCGUCCGGGGAAGGCGGCUCAGUAGUCAGCACACAGGGCCCUUCUACACACACGUUUGGGAGUGGCAUUGUGCCCCUUUCGCAGAGUGGCAUGCCCUCAACACCGCGAAAGACUGAGCUACCUUCGAUGGAUGAGAUGGUCCAUUCAACCAUUUCACCGAUCCUCGAAACUUUCCAUGGAUCCCGAACGAGUCUCCAAAGGCCCACCCUGAGCCCAUCGUUAGGUGGCCUCGGCAGCUCCUCGACGUGGAACACGCAAAUGCGUGUCACCCUUCGAUAUAGCCCUCCCCGAAACAGACUCGUGUGUGUUAUACAUCAAGUCAAAGAUUUGCCACCGCCUGUGGUGGCCAGUGACGAAGAAGAAGUCUACGUCAAGGUGCAACUGAGUCCGUGCGAUACGGUAAAACACAAGGAAAACUGGCACAAAACACGGCCGAUCAGGGUCAAUUCUUCCGGGAUCAUCGAUUUUGACGAAACGUUGGAAUUAGACGUGGCCGCUCACGAGCUAGCGUUGGUGUCCCUACAACUGCAAUUACGGUGUCGCAGUACAAAACGUGCAAGCGUGUUUAACAUGAAUAAGCGAAUCAUAAACUUGAACCACAAUAACGCCAAAAGAAAACUUUUAGGACAACUUAUCCUAUCACUGGAUCAACUUAACGGAGUCACCGCACUCACGGAAUGGUACUUCCUGUCGCCAGCAUAAGACACCUUUCAGCCUCGCGUAUCCUCGUCAUCAUCAUCGGCCUUUGCCUUGACAGAGCUCACGUUCCUUUUCUCUAAUAGGAAUUAAAGCAAUUCCUGGCGACGCAAUUCCCGCAUCGCGUCGAUCCUCAGCGUCACACGGCCGCCGGAACAAUAACAACGUUCUCUAUCAGUAACUACCUGUACCUGUUGUUACAAAGGCUGAAGAAGAAUGUACCGUGUAGGUCAGGCUGAGCCGACCUUCAGUCUUCACUUACUUCGAUCUGGUGGUCAGGGCGUGCGUCAAAUGAAACACUUCCGGAGUGAGAUUUUCCUAUAAAAGAGAAGCGCUGGUCAACGAAUCGCUUCACGGUGCACCUCUGUAACAGCAAGGGCGUAACUAAAGAAACUAUUAGUCUAUUAGCACAAUCACAGCCAGCCAGAAAGGGGAAGGAUGGAAGUCGGCUUCUGAGCAUCUGAAUGAUUGAGGCUGAAUAGGUCAGGCCUUUCCUGUAACCGACAAACCAACUAAGCAGUAUUUGACAUUCCUGAUAUUUAAUUCUGUGUGAAUUUCGAAAGUGCAUUGCGUCAGUCAGCGUGUCGUAUCAGUAUUACUAAAUACAGAAGUAAAAAAUCAACAUCGAUGAUGACGGCUCUUGUUAUGGUUCAAAUGGCAGUAGAAAAAGAUUGGGAUAAUGUAAGCUACGGGCUCAUGCUAUACGUGACGUAGGUUUCUUGAUAUUUGACGAUUAGUAGGGUGAAAUCUUUUUUGGAUAAUUUUUGCUAUUUUUUUUUUUAUUGCGACACGAUUCGAUAGUCGUAAGGGCCGAGGUCAUGGCGCCAUGUUGAGCUCCGAUGCGCUAUUAUUAUGUCGAUUAUCAUCCGUUGGUAAGACAUAACAUGGACGUAACAUGGCUGAGCACAACGGAAUAUAUAUAAUACGAUCCCCUAACGGGAAUGACCUAUAACUAUAAAUAAACGCAUACAUUGAAAGUAAG